AAUCCCAGUCUCGAAUGUUAGGAUUGGGUGUACGUCGACUAAAAGCCCGACCGUCACUGCUGGACCUGCUUGCAAGUCGUGGUAAUAGGAGCAGCGUUGUUGUUGACUUGUCCUCCAACGUGAGCCCGUCAUCACCGCCCAGACCAGAGAACCUCCCACCGCUCCCCGUUUCGCCCACUUCGUCGACCUCCAGCAACAGCACCAGCAUCCCUCUACCCCUCCCUUCGUCCACUUCCCCCAUCCACACUCCGGUUUCGCGCACCAUGGCUCCCUCUGGAAAGGACUCCAAGGACCAGGACGAUGCCCAGCAUGGUGUAGUCUUCUCCGUCUCCGGUCCCGUCGUCGUGGCCGAGAACAUGAUCGGCUGUGCUAUGUACGAGCUGUGUCGUGUCGGUCAUGAUCAAGUUGUCGGCGAGGUUAUUCGCAUUGAUGGAGAUAAGGCUACCAUUCAGGUUUACGAGGAAACAGCGGGUUUGACCAUCGGCGACCCCGUCUUGAGGACAGGCAAACCCCUGUCGGUCGAACUUGGACCAGGUUUGAUGGAAACGAUUUACGACGGUAUUCAGCGCCCCUUGAAGGCAAUCUCCGAUAAGUCUGGCAGUAUCUACAUCCCCCGUGGUAUUGUAGUCAACGCAUUGGAUCGCGAGAAGAAAUGGGACUUUACUCCGGGUAAAUUCAAGGUCGGCGACCACAUUACAGGUGGUGAUAUUUGGGGCACUGUGUUCGAGAACAGCCUCUUGAACGACCACAAGAUUCUCCUUCCCCCCCGCGCAAGGGGUACGAUUACCAAGAUUUCGGAUGCCGGUAGCUAUACUGUGGAAGAGCAGCUCCUUGAAAUCGAGUUCAAUGGCAAGAAGUCGACGUUUGGUAUGAUGCACACCUGGCCCGUUCGUGUGCCCCGACCGGUCAAUGAGAAGCUGUCCUCCGAUUCUCCCUUUGUCGUCGGUCAGAGAGUGCUGGACUCUCUCUUUCCCAGUGUGCAGGGUGGUACUGUUUGUAUUCCAGGUGCUUUCGGAUGCGGCAAGACUGUCAUUUCCCAGUCCGUGUCUAAAUUCUCCAACAGUGAUGUCAUUGUCUAUGUUGGUUGUGGUGAGCGUGGUAACGAGAUGGCUGAAGUGUUGAUGGAUUUCCCUGAGCUUACUAUCACCGUCGACGGCCGCAAAGAACCUAUCAUGAAGCGUACCUGUUUGAUCGCCAAUACCUCCAACAUGCCCGUCGCCGCUCGUGAGGCUUCCAUCUAUACCGGCAUCACCAUUGCAGAGUAUUUCCGUGACCAGGGCAAGAACGUAGCUAUGAUGGCAGAUUCUAGUUCCCGAUGGGCGGAGGCUCUUCGUGAGCUUUCCGGUCGUCUAGGAGAGAUGCCUGCUGAUCAGGGUUUCCCUGCUUACCUUGGUGCUAAACUUGCCUCCUUCUACGAACGUGCGGGUAAGAGUAUCGCCCUAGGCAGCCCCGAGAGAAUCGGCAGUGUCAGUAUCGUUGCUGCCGUCAGUCCCCCUGGUGGUGAUUUCGCAGACCCUGUCACCUCAAGUACACUAGGUAUUGUGCAAGUUUUCUGGGGGUUGGACAAGAAGCUCGCGCAGCGUAAACACUUCCCAUCCAUCAACACGUCCAUUUCCUACAGCAAAUACACGAUGGUUCUGGACAAGUAUUACCAGAAGCACCACCCGGAGUUCCCUCGUCUGCGUGACCAAGUUCGAGAGCUUCUGACCAAAUCGGAAGAUCUUGACCAGGUUGUGCAACUGGUCGGAAAGGCUGCCCUUGGUGAUUCCGACAAGAUUACCCUGGACGUGGCUGCAAUGCUGAAGGAUGACUUCCUCCAGCAGAACGGUUACAGUGACUACGACCAGUUCUGUCCAAUGUGGAAGACGGAGUACAUGAUGAAGGCGUUCAUGGGUUACCACGACGAGGCCCAGAAGGCGGUUGCCCAAGGUCAGAACUGGGCCAAGGUUCGUGAUGCCACCAGCGACAUCCAGAGCUCUUUGCGAAACAUGAAGUUCGAGAUUCCAGACGAUGAAGCUGCAGUCUCUGCGAAGGUAUGUUGUUAUUCCGAAAUUUCCGAUUUUAGUUUGGCUACUCCUAACACAACGCAGUACGAGAAGAUCCUGCAGACGAUGACCGAGCGGUUCGCCUCGGUGUCGGACGAGUAAACAGGAUCCUUCCUAUGACGUUUUAUAUUAUAC
This is a messenger RNA of Aspergillus ochraceoroseus IBT 24754, 2180 nucleotides long. Its product is annotated as H(+)-transporting V1 sector ATPase subunit A. The record is from RefSeq and is a predicted model, not a curated record. The transcript is spliced from 4 exons. The coding region runs from base 264 to 2147 and encodes 627 amino acids. Gene Ontology annotation, biological process: proton transmembrane transport; ATP metabolic process. Gene Ontology annotation, cellular component: proton-transporting V-type ATPase, V1 domain; fungal-type vacuole membrane. Gene Ontology annotation, molecular function: ATP hydrolysis activity; ATP binding; proton-transporting ATPase activity, rotational mechanism. NCBI's taxonomy places the organism in Eukaryota, Fungi, Ascomycota, Eurotiomycetes, Eurotiales, Aspergillaceae.